AUGACAGGUUCUUCGUCCCAUUUCCAGCAGCUCGAGAAGCUAGGGGAAGGUACGUAUGCCACGGUGUACAAGGGCAGAAACAGGGCUACCGGAGCCUUGGUUGCCCUCAAGGAGAUCAACUUGGAUUCCGAGGAGGGUACGCCAUCCACGGCCAUCAGAGAAAUCUCGUUGAUGAAGGAGUUGGACUACGAGAAUAUUGUCACGCUCUACGACGUGAUCCAUACCGAAAACAAGUUGACCUUGGUGUUCGAGUAUAUGGACAAAGACUUGAAGAAGUACAUGGAAACUCACGGCAACAACGGUGCGCUUGACAUGAAGGUCGUCAAGCUGUUCAUGUUUCAAUUGCUCAAAGGAAUCAUGUUCUGCCAUGAUAAUUCAGUGUUGCACCGUGACUUGAAGCCUCAGAACUUGUUGAUCAAUGCUAAGGGUGAGCUCAAGAUCGGAGACUUUGGAUUGGCUAGAGCAUUUGGUAUCCCUUUCAACACUUUCUCUAAUGAAGUGGUCACCUUGUGGUAUAGAGCACCAGACGUGUUGUUGGGCUCCCGUGCCUACACCACGUCUAUCGACAUUUGGUCUGCCGGAUGUAUUUUCGCUGAAAUGUGCACUGGUAAGCCUCUUUUCCCAGGAACCACCAAUGACGAUCAGUUGAAUAAGAUUUUCCGUUUGAUGGGUACUCCUAAUGAGAGAACAUGGCCUGGUGUUUCCCAAUAUCCUAACUACAAGAGCAACUGGCAAAUCUACGUACCACAGGACUUGCGGUUGAUAAUUCCAGAUUUGGACUCUAUGGGUAUGAAUUUGUUGACCAGCUUGUUGCAGAUGCGCCCAGAGGCCAGAAUCACUGCUCGCCAGGCUUUACAACACCCAUGGUUCCACGAAAUUGCUAACCCAAACCCGUUGAUGCAGCCAUUGUCUGACCCAUACCAACAGCAGCAACAACACUACCAGCAGGUGCACCAGUAA
This is a messenger RNA of Sungouiella intermedia, 960 nucleotides long. The record is from the annotation of a GenBank genome assembly. Lineage: Eukaryota; Fungi; Ascomycota; Pichiomycetes; Serinales; Metschnikowiaceae.